AUGGCCAUUCGAUUUAAAGAAAGUGAAUGGGGUGAUAGAGCUAAGAAUAGACUGCUCAAAUUUAGGGAUUUAAUAGAUAUCCCAGAUAAACUCUGGAAGUUGCCUAUUGAUCCUCGAGUCACUUUACUCUAUCCACAAGCGAUCAAUAUUUCCGAUGCAAUCAAUCGACUUAUUGAUGGAAAACCAUUGAAUGAAAAACCAAUAAAUAUACCAAAAUUUCAAUAUCUUUCAAUUAGCAGCCAGGUAUGCAAUCCAGAGAAUCCGAGUAGUCAAGAACUGAAUCUUAUUAUUAACGUUAAAUCUGGAAUAGCGAAUUUCAAUAAGAGAAGAGAAAUUCGACGUCUUUAUUCCUAUCUCACCCAUCCUUCCACUUACAAACUCUAUGGUAUUCGAAUUGGUCUUGUUUUCUCACUUGGUAUUCCAAGACAGCAAAAGGAUAAUAUUUUUAUGCGAGGAAAUCGAACGAUUCGACUUGACGUUAGUGGUGGAGAAUUUCUGAAUCCUGAGGGACUUAAAGAGAUGGCGGAAAAUUUGAAACGAGAAAUGGAAACACAUUCGGAUAUUAUUCUUGGUGACUAUGAAGAUACGUACUUCAAUCUCUCCCUGAAAACCCAAUAUGUCUUUACUUGGGCUGCAACA
This is a messenger RNA of Rodentolepis nana, 639 nucleotides long. The record is from the annotation of a GenBank genome assembly. NCBI's taxonomy places the organism in Eukaryota, Metazoa, Platyhelminthes, Cestoda, Cyclophyllidea, Hymenolepididae.